Messenger RNA from Toxotes jaculatrix (banded archerfish), 2232 nucleotides. It is a transcript of the gene peak3, whose product is annotated as PEAK family member 3. The record is from RefSeq and is a predicted model, not a curated record. Gene Ontology annotation, molecular function: protein kinase activity. The transcript has 4 exons. Lineage: Eukaryota; Metazoa; Chordata; Actinopteri; Toxotidae. Gene Ontology annotation, biological process: protein phosphorylation. Bases 255 to 2135 code for a protein of 626 amino acids.
GAUAAGAGCAAAAGAUGAGCGGGGCACACUCGCGAAAAUAGAUUCACUUUAAAACAUGCAAUGACACAGAAGAGAGAGUCAGAGGCAGAGUAAAAGUGGCAGAGGGAGUAACCGAGAUAGACGGGAAGUCUCUCACAGUGAGAAAUACUGAGUUAGUCACCUGUAAGCCUCUCAUACACAGCGUUCAGUGACAGAAGUGAAGGAGCGAGAGAAGCACAGGAAAAGGGUAGCUGUUGUAACUUUGUAGAUUCCUGAUGGCGUCUGGUUCAGCCAGCAGGGCGGAUGACCUGCCACCAGCAUUGCCUGUCAAACAGCACAGGAGUCAUUCUUUCAGUCGCUCCAGCGUGGAGUCUGACUGCCUCAUCCCCAGCCCUGCUGGACUCCAGCAUCAAAACUACGCAUACAAUGAUGUCUUCCCCGAACCUACUGAUUGUCAUGCAGCUCAGUGCCCCAUACACCAGCGCUACGAUCCCUCUCGACACCAGGUGAGAUUUUUCUCCGAUGGCACCCCACCGCCUGUGCCAAAGAAGAGGUUAGCUCGCACCCUCUCCCUCCCUGGCACCAAUGCGCCUCCACUUUCUCCUUGGUCUCCCCUCUCUCCACUGCAGAGGCACCCUAAGAACUUUGACAACCCUUUGUACAUGCUGGCUCACAUACGUGACAGCUGUUUCCAUCAGGAGACAGGAGAGGUUAGGCCAGAUAGAAGGAGUCCUGCACCCUUACCGACCCUCUCCCAGCUGUCCUUUGACACUCCAGAUGAACAUCUGCCCUACCACUUCAGCAGCUUUGAUGACCAGAGGGUUGUUUCUCAGGGGAUUCAGCAUCGCCAUCUACUCUUUCUGAGAAGUAUGGCGAAGAGUAUGGAGGCUGGGAUCCUGCUGCAAGGAGAGGUAUCAGAGGAGGAUGUCAGCACAUACCAGCCUCAGGAUUUCCUGCUGAAUGAGGGCAGCCAGGCAAAGCAGAUUGGAGACACUGUUUACUACAGCCUGCGCAGCCCCAAGUUCCCAGGAAGGGCACUUGGUUUAAGGGUACACAAACCGACUGAUGAACUUCCCUCGGCUCACACCGAACACCAGCCAUCACAUGUCAACGUGCAAAAUGUUAUCGCUCAUUUCCAACCCAGCAACAGUCUGAGGGGUGACUGCAGCACAUUACAAACUCAAGAGCCCUCCUGUCCUUUCAUGUCAGACUGCACUGCUGCCAAACCACCAGGUGGAGGCAGCACCGAGUUCACCACAGAUCCUGUAAACAUUAAUCUGACCUCAGUUCAGUCUUUACUCCAGAAAGGACAGACUGUGAGCGUUGAGAGAGACGUGCCGCAUGUCACUCUAGAGGACUUUGUUCAGGACAGCAGCUCACUGCAGACCUCAGAUUGUUUGGUUUAUGACAGACAGGUGUGUGUUCUGUUGCUGCAGAUAUUAAUGGGCUCACAACAUCUGUACAACACCAGUGCCGCUGCAGCUGAGCUUAGACCCCGGGAGAUCUUUCUAGUGUGGCCCAGCACGGAGAGGGAUGAAGAAGGAAACAAGCUAGAGCAGGAUGCUUCUGACACAAAGAAAAGUUUCAAGUCCAGCAGACUGAAAGAAGAGAUGGAGUGUGAAAAGACAAAUAAAAAUGGGAGGAUCCAGAUGUUAUGGACAACGCGAGGCUCCCCUCGUGUAGUGUUAAGCCCACAGUCUUCUGCUCUGUCCACACCUCACCCCCUUGCCUCCAUCAAAUCCCAGAUUGAAGCCCUAAUUCAAUACUGCUUGGCCCCACAAGAGAGCUCAACAUCUCUGGACUCUAGUCCAAGUCUGUCCAAAUCCUCAUACCGAAAGAGUCUUCUUCAUUUGUCCUCUCUGCUCAAGAGUGGGAGCAGCGGGCCCCAGAUUACAGACAUGGUGGCCACGCUUCAGGUGCUCCUCUGGGGCCCCCGUUUCACACCCUUCCAUAAUAGAGGCUCCACAACAACAGAGGUACACAACUGGCUGACAAUCAAACGGGCCCUGCUGGUGAUGAAGCUGGCAGAGAGAGGACUGAUCCAAGAUCAGUCUGCUCUGGAUUGGGAGGACUGUAUGUGCCUGCAGUACCUGUCAUUUACAGACCCUGAGACGAUUGUGAGUGUGACCAGUCAGCAUGUGUCCAUCUUGAAAUGAAAUAAAUGACUCUUGGGUUGCUACAAACAUAAAAAACUAUGUUUGUUCACACACACAUAUAUAUAUAUAUAUCCACUGGUCAAACACAAAGUUAGAG